AUGGCAUCCAGUAUCCCUACAAGUCCCACUGCAAGCUUGCUUGCCAGCCAGCCUACUGCAGCUAUGGUGAAGAAUAUCACCAACCCAAAACUGUUGAAGGAACAAACUCCCAAGCAGUCCCAAGUUCACCCACUUCCUAUAGUGGUGGAUCUCACUCACGUAGAUGUUGCCGUUCCAAGACAUAUGGCCAUUGACCUGACUGAUGUGCCAGAUCACCCAAUCAGAAAGGAGCCAACACAGGACGCCUCAAUCAACCUCACUGGGGACAAGAGCUCUGAAGAAGUGAUUGAUCUCACUAGGGCCAGCAGCUCUGAAGAAGAUGCCACAACUCAUCCCCAAAACAAUGUAGCUGCUGACAGCUGCUCCAACCAGGAGCCAACACAGGACGCCUCAAUCAAUCUCAAUGCCGACAAGAGCUCUGAAGAAGUGAUUGAUCUCACUAGGGCCAGCAGCUCUGAAGAAAUCGAGAGGGAGAUAGAGAUCAUUUCCCAGGGAAGGCAACGGAGUGCACAAGAAACCUGGGAUCGCAUCAAGUCUGAUAUAGCAACAUACGUGGAAAAGCCCAACCUGUACUGCAUACCCACGGUAGGGUUGAAGAAGGCCCAGGAAUACAUUGUGGAAUCCAACCUAACAAUCAGAUACACAACAGGUUUCAUAGGUAGUGAUGGUAAUUGCCUGUUCAGGGCUUUCUCUCAGUGGCAAAAUGGCCAUCAAGAUGACCACGAUAAAGUCAGAGACGAAAUCCAGAAGUAUUCAAAAUCCCAAAGAGGAUUAAUCAAGAAUUACCUAGGUCGAGAUGCUCAAGACGAGCACGUGGACCGUUGGAUCAACAAAAUGGGACAGCUUGGAGUAUGGGGAGAUUCGAUGGCACUUCAACUGUUGGCCAACCGCUUUGGUGUGAUCUUGUUUGUUGUCAGCUAUAAACCUCCGGACCUGCGGGGUCAUGCAUGUGAAUACAUGCCAAGCAAUGUGCCAGCAGGACAGCCAACACCAGUCUAUUUCAUAGUUAAUCUACCUCAACACUUUGAGAUCAUAGAUCCAUUUCCUAAUGCAUGA
Molecule: messenger RNA, 1056 nt
Organism: Puccinia graminis f. sp. tritici CRL 75-36-700-3
Lineage: Eukaryota; Fungi; Basidiomycota; Pucciniomycetes; Pucciniales; Pucciniaceae
Exons: 6
Coding region: 1-1056 (351 amino acids)
Biological process (GO): protein deubiquitination
Molecular function (GO): cysteine-type deubiquitinase activity
Source: RefSeq, a predicted model, not a curated record